This is a messenger RNA of Telopea speciosissima, 627 nucleotides long. RefSeq names its product putative pectinesterase 52. Gene Ontology annotation, biological process: cell wall modification. The record is from RefSeq and is a predicted model, not a curated record. The coding region runs from base 1 to 627 and encodes 208 amino acids. Lineage: Eukaryota; Viridiplantae; Streptophyta; Magnoliopsida; Proteales; Proteaceae. Gene Ontology annotation, molecular function: pectinesterase activity. The transcript has 4 exons.
AUGGGUGCAAUAUGUAAUACAUACAAUCGACCACUUGAAGAUGAUUGGAGAAAACAGGCAUUGGCAGCAUCAAUCCAAGGAAACAAAAUAUUUUUCUACGAUUGUAGUUUCAUCAGUGUGCAAGAUACCUUGUUCGAUUGUUCGGGUCUACAUUACUUCAAGAAUUGCUAUAUCGAAGGAGCUGUUGAUUUCAUUUUCGGCAAUGGACAGUCAAUUUACGAGGACUGCAAUAUAAAUGUAACCGCCUGGCUUUACGGCGCGAUUCCAGGAUAUAUAACAGCACAAAAGAGAGAAUGGAUUACAGAAUCAACUGGUUUUGUGUUUAAAUCCUGUAAUAUAUAUGGGAGUGGUCCAGCAUAUCUUGGAAGAGCAUAUGGUCCUUAUUCAAGAGUUGUAUUUUAUGAAUGCCAAUUAUCAAAUAUUGUGGUUCCAGAGGGAUGGGAUGCUUGGAAUUACAAAGGCCAAGAAUACUCCAUAACUUAUGAGGAGGUGGACAACUAUGGACCUGGUUCAGAUACUUCGAUGCGUGUUCCUUGGAUAAACAAACUCAAUGCUAAUGAAGUGGAUCAGCUUGUAUCUAUGUCUUUCAUUGAUGCCGAUUCUUGGCUUGGUGGGAUACCCCAGUAG